UCGGGGUAGGAUCAGGGGUAGGAACUGGCCAGGAUCGGGAUGAGUUCAGACUGGGGUUGGGGUGAAGUGGGGCUAGAAGAGUAUAGGGGUAGUUGGGGUCGGAAUAGGGUCGGGAUGGGGUAGAGAUGGGAUCGGGCUGGGGUCGAGAUGGGGUUGGGGUGGGGUCGAUAUGGGAACGGGAUGGGAUCGAGAUGGGAUCAGGCUGGGGUCUGGAUGGGAUCCGUGUGGGGUCGAAAUACGGUCGAGGGGAAGUCGAGCUGGGAUCGGAAUGGAGUCGAGAGGGGAUCGAGAUGAGACUAGCGAGAUCGAGAUGGGGUCGGAAUAGGAUCACGAUGGGGUUAGAGUGGGAUCGAGAUGGGAUCGGGAUGGGGCCGAGAUGGAAUCGGGAUGGGGAUUGCUCUAAAGGGGGAAAGAUCGAUAGCGGAGGAGCAUUAGAUGGAGACAGUUGGGUUCGUGCCGGUUCUGUGCUCCCUCCACGAACCAAGUAUCAGCAACAGCAACUCAGCAGGCGGACGACUCCAGCGGCAUCGAGUACAACACUGACAGUACCGGUUACCACCGGAGUUCUUCCCGCAUGUCCGCUCCAAGGGGCCCUUGAACCGUUGGCUGACUACCUUGGGCGGCUACAGGUAUUCACGGAUGCCGUAGCUACCGCCAAGGCUCAGCAGGAGGCAGCAGAGGCAGAACGUCAGCAGCUGGCCAAUGAGGCGGCAGCCCAAGCUCAGCACACUGCUGAGGCUGACGCAGCGGCACAAGACAGACGGAAUGCCGCCAACACGGAGUCCCUGAUUCAAAAUGAGAAUCAGUGGACAACGUUACUCCAAGGGAUGUUCUUUGUGCCUACGGACGCGCAGGCGGAUCCGACACAGGCGGAGGCAGAGAGAAGUAACCUGGCUACCGUGAUGUUGAGCGUGAUGAGGGGAGUAAUGUGGAACAACAAACUGCUGCAGGCACACCUGUGCACGGAACGACAGCAAAGACAAAAGCACCAGCAAGACCCGACCGCUUUAACAGCUGCCGUCCGCGACGCGGCAAUACAGCAGCAGCAACAACAACAAUUGUUGAGCUCUACUCUCGCACGCAUCAACAGCAUCGAGGCUAAGGCCUCAGCAGCGCCAGGCUGCACGACAGACGCGACGAAGCAGCUCAACGAGCGCAUCGAUCACGUCGUCACCAUCAUUGGCGAACUAGGUGAUUUCACUAGUCGGGCCACGAUCAGCAGCACGGUGGUCGCCAUCAAGACGAGCAGCACCAAACUGCAGACAAGACCGAACGCCGCUACAAAGAAUUACAAGAUGCCGCACUUCGACAUCAGCAAGUUCGACGACUACAACAAGUCGGACGCCUUGACAUGGUGGCAAAGUUUCCUCACGGAAGCAUCAUGCCGCACUGUCCUGGCUGCCGACAUGAUGAAGGCACUCUACUUACAACUGAUUGGAGGAGCGCAGGCAUGGAUGAACCACCUGGCGGCCACCAAGAAAUGCACCAUCGCCGAAUUCCACACGCACAUCACGUGGAAGGAGUUCGAGCAGCUAUGGUUCACCCGGUUCAUGGUCCGCAACGUCGUGAAGGCGGCCAUGAACGAGGUGUACACCUGCUCUCAAAUUGAAAUCCAGCCUCAAGAUCGGUACAAGACCGCGUUCAAGACGCGGUACGGGCAUUUUGAGUGGGUUGUCAUGCCAUUUGGCCUCACCAAUGCCCCCGCGACUUUCCAAGCAGCUAUGACGAUUGAGUUUCACGACUUGCUCGAUCGCAGCGUCCUCAUCUACCUCGACGACAUCUUGGUUUAUAGCAGGACGUUGGACGAGCACAUCGUACACCUUCGCGCUGUUUUGGAUCGUUCGCGACUAGCCAAGUACAAAGCGAAUCUCGACAAGUGCGAGUUCGCCAAGCAGGAGCUUGAGUACUUGGGUCAUUUUGUCACGCCGAAAGGCAUUCGUCCCUUAGCGGACAAGAUCCAAGCCAUCGUGGAUUGGCCGGAACCCUGUUGCACGACGGAUGUACGCUCUUUCAUGGGUUUGGCUAGAUAUUAUCAGCGAUUUGUCGAGUCAUACUCGAAAGUGGCCGCUCCUUUGUCGAGACUUCAGUCCCCGAAGGAGGAGAAGGUGCUGGAAGAGGGUGAGGUAGCCGGGGCGGACCAAAAAGGGGAGAAGAGGACAACCGAAGACUGGGAGGACGUGGCCGCAGGAGGUGGAGAUGGCGGAGGAGCGCGAGAAGGAGGAGGUGUUGGAGGAGGAGCGUGGGAUCGCGGGGCAGAUCACGGAGGUGGAGCCGGUGGAGGAAGACGAGGAGGAGGAGGAGGUGGGGCARGAGGUGGCAGCAGGAGGAGGGUGUCGGCGAGGAGAAUAUCUGUAUCAGCUCGUUCAAGCAGCAGCCAUUCCGUGAGUCUGGUCUGCCCACCCUUGGAUGGAGAAGCUCAUCAUGAACAUGAGGAGGAUGAGAGUGAUGUGAUGGAAGUGCCGGCUAGUGAGCUAGACCAGCUGUCAAGAAGCGUUGCAUCUCUAGGAGCACCUUCACAAAAUGGAAAGAUCAACUUCUCAAACACUCAGCUGACCCUUAUCCAUAGAGAACAGAGGGUCAAAACUGGUGACUGUCAGAGUGAUGAUGCUGCGACUUCCUGUUCAGAGGAUCUGAUGGAUGCAGGUACCCUGUGUGGACACAGAAAGCACUCACAGCCACAUUCACAGAGGACCAGUGAGAUGACUGGUGCAUGUUGUUCACAGGAGCUGGAGUUGUCAGUUGGUGUCGGCAAAAGCCAGAACAAAUUGCAGACUGCCUGUGAAACAGAUUGCAGUCUUAGCUUCAGUGGCACAGAAAGUGGUGGUGAACACAGUCAUGGAAACUCGUGUAAGGAUGCAUGCGACAAAGUAGUGGCUGAGCCAAAUGCCGGUGAAGUAGAUGGCAUGCUGUUGGAGAGGAGUGGGAGAGAGGGUGGAGUAGCUGAGCCUGAUGAACAAGGCGCACCAUCAAGGCAACGAUCUGAAUGGUCCUCAAAACCCAAGAAAGGAACAAGAACGGGACCGCAACGAGAAGGGAGCGAUAGCGCGAUUGCACAGUUUAAUACAGUGGUGAGGGGUGCAAAGGGAGCAAGGCUUCAUGACGGCAAUGAUGCCUCCAUUUGUGCGAGGGUUUCCAGAGUGCCAAGAUUGGGAUGCAGUGAUGAGACUGGCAUUGCGAGGGUGAUAGCGUGUUCGAGGAGUAAUGCUGAAGUCAACAGUCCAGCAAGCCAGCUUCACGAAGAAUCUGUCAUUACUAAGAUGGUUGAACCAGAUGAGAAGGAGGAGGCAGAUUUGUCAGCGCCACCAGGAUUUCCGGAAUGCGUUUCAAUUGACCCAGUGGAAGCUGUGGCCACAGAAAACAUAAUAGCAGGCAAUGGUUUUGAGGUCAAAGAGGAGAACCAUGUGCAUGAGAAAGGGAAGACAGUCACCACUGUCUCUAGGGGUGGUGGUGUUCGGAAGCUGAACCCAGAGUCAUCAAAGGCUGGAAUGCAGCUUGUCCUCAACAGGACCGUGCAGCAACAACUAGCGGCCAGGCAUCAUGCUGAGCUCAGGGAGCAAGUUGAAGAACUUCGCAGACAGGUGAAUUAUUCAACUUUACAUGCCAUAUCCUUGUUCAACGAUUAGCCAAAAUCGCUCUGUGCUUGGUCCACCGUUAACCACAGUGUGCCUUGAAGAUUGAUGCUGCGUUUCAGGAUUUUCAGCUGUUGGACAUUACCCCUUUGACCAGGUAAUUUUGAAAUUCGAAUUGAAUUGCCGCAAUUUCAUCCCCUAUGAACGUCGUCAGCAGACUCUACAGGGUCCCAGCCAAAACGUCCCGAAAGAAAAAAAAAAAAACAAUUUAUUUUUUUUUCCCCAUUUUAGAAAUUUAAAACAUAGUGAAAUGAACCAAGUACUCGUCAAGCUCUCCAACUCGCAUACAUCAAUGAACAUUCAUAUGAGAG
Chara braunii is the source of this 3940-nucleotide messenger RNA. The record is from the annotation of a GenBank genome assembly. NCBI's taxonomy places the organism in Eukaryota, Viridiplantae, Streptophyta, Charophyceae, Charales, Characeae.